GGGAUUGGGAAGACAGCGCUGUCACAAGUACGCAUGCGCUAAGCGCUCUCCCACGCACGCACGGAACAGAAGAGCGCGCUUGCUCGGUAUAAGAGAGCGAGAUGAUGUGUGUAGGCUUUCCUUGCGCUGUUAUGCAUGACAAGCUGCCGACCACGGAUGUCACAGGUUUUAAAAGAGAGACGUAGAACUUUAAGCCAUGACAGUCAAGGUAUGGACGGAGAUGAUGAGUCAGUCACGGAGUUUACAAGAACUGAGCUCAUGGCAUUCAAGCCUAGUUUUGCAAGACCAAGAUAUGCCAACACAUACAGAAUGGAACCUUAUAGAAAAUUUCAGGAUUAUGUAGUAAGGAAGAAAGCUGAAGAGGUCCUAAAGAAUAAACUUCAAGAUUUCAAAUAUAUUGGUUUCAAUGGUGCUUUCAUGUGUACAACCCUCUCAGAAGAUAUACUAGCAGCUGUUAAGGAUCAGGGCUUUGAUCGCUACAAGUACAUAGUCCAAAUAUUUAUUGUGGAAAAGACUGGUCAGUCAGUACAUAUUGCCAGCAGAUGGGUCUGGGAUGUUGCAAGGGACAACUGGGUUUCAGUUCAACAUGAAACUGAGAACUAUGUUGCACUGGCUUUGAUAGUUGCCGGUUAUUAUGAGUAAUUCCAUAAAAACUAGCUUUGUAACAAUAAUACAUUCCUGUGAGUUGCCACAAUGGUAUAUUGUAUUUGCUUAAAUAAAUGCCCUUGCAGUUUCUUUUUUCA
Molecule: messenger RNA, 743 nt
Organism: Hemicordylus capensis (graceful crag lizard)
Lineage: Eukaryota; Metazoa; Chordata; Lepidosauria; Squamata; Cordylidae
Gene: DYNLT2
Product: dynein light chain Tctex-type 2
Exons: 4
Coding region: 136-642 (168 amino acids)
Biological process (GO): microtubule-based movement
Cellular component (GO): cytoplasm; cytoplasmic dynein complex
Molecular function (GO): dynein intermediate chain binding
Source: RefSeq, a predicted model, not a curated record